This is a messenger RNA of Sphaeroforma arctica JP610, 924 nucleotides long. RefSeq lists its product as hypothetical. The annotation marks the transcript as partial. Lineage: Eukaryota; Ichthyosporea; Ichthyophonida. The transcript has a single exon. The record is from RefSeq and is a predicted model, not a curated record.
CUUAACCGUAGAAGACCCUUAUCAGAAGAGUCAGACACCCACACGCGCGUACCUAUCAGCAAACCCCGGUACUCAGGCCUCUCCUCCAAUGCGGGUGUGGGUGUGGGUGGUGAAAGAUAUGUGGGCACAGACGAGGGACUGCGCAGCCGCAGUAGAGAGCAGGACAGAGACAGAGAUAGAGAUAGAGAUAGAGAUAGGGAUAGGGAUAGGGGUGCAGCAAGAGAUACACGGGAUGCGAGGGGAGGCUAUCGGGAGAGAGGGGGUGGCCGAGAAAGGGACAGAGACAGGGCACAGAGCCGAGGUGGUGGCAGAAUAAGCGAUCGAAUCGGUGACAAAAUAAGCGAUCGAAUCGGUGACAAAAUAAACGAUCGGCUGGGUGAUCGGAUAGGGGACCGUGUUGGGGAGAAGGGUGUUGGUAGAGGCGAAGACCGCAGUGGAAAGAGUGGUGCUAGGGGAGUUAGGAGCAGGUCUGGCGACGCAACCCGCAAGAGAGACGGGGAGAAGGACCGGCAGGGCAGCCGUGAGGGUAGGCCUGUAGGUAUUGAUAGCUCGGGUAGAGAUGACGUAGGUAGAGAUAGGGGCGUGGGACGACCUACGGAGAGAGUGUCGGUGGUCAGUGCAUCGCGGCAGGCUAGUGUGGUGGCGAGUGACAGCAAAGGUACACGUGUGACACAGACGCGUGUGGUGGAGCAACACCAACUGUACGAGCGCCUCGAAAGGCCCACGGAAAGACCCCUGGACAGUGCGGAAAGAGGGGGGCUAAGACGGGGGCCUGAACCCGGCAGUAGUUAUAACUCAGACAAUGAGCGCAGCAGGAGCCGGGAGAAGGAUAGGGAAAAGCUGAGGAAGUCAGGCAGCAAGGACUUGAUAGGCAAGUCUGAAGAAGGUGAGUGGGUGGUGUGUGGUGAGUGCUUUAUUGUGUGA